AUGUAUUUUAUACAUUCAAUAUUUAAACAAAUUCAUAAAGAGGCAGUUGAUAAAUUAAUUCUAAAAUGGCCAUCGGUUGCAAAAAAAAUUAUUAAUAUUAGUAAGAAACGAAAAGAUUAUCAAGUAUCGCAAUACCUCAAGACUAAUAAUAUAUUAUUGGCGAACGAUUCAGAUCUUGGUAAUAUUGAGAUUAUUGCCCUUGAAUUACUUCCAUUACUAUUGGGUACAAUAAACAAGAAAUCUAAAAAAUCAGGAAAACAUUGGAGACCAAAUAUAACUGACAUUAAGCAAUCAUUUCUUUUUCAUGCAGAGACUAUUGAUGAACUACAACCAUAUAUAGAAAGCAAAAUUAGGAUUUACAAGCAGCAUAAAUUGACUCUUCAGCCUUUGUAG
Molecule: messenger RNA, 393 nt
Organism: Chelonus insularis
Lineage: Eukaryota; Metazoa; Arthropoda; Insecta; Hymenoptera; Braconidae
Exons: 4
Coding region: 1-393 (130 amino acids)
Source: RefSeq, a predicted model, not a curated record